CCUCCAAAAACGCUUGAAAGUGCCACCAUCAGCAACAGCAGCAUGCUGUGUUCUGUUAAAUAUUAAAAUCUAUAUUUUUACUACGUAUCUUUUAAAUAAGUUUGGGAUCCAUCAUUUUAAUGUUAUAAAGACAAGUAAAAUUUUUAAUGUUAUUCUGACUGUCGAAACAAAAUUAUGCUAGCCUAUAAAGUAAUAUCAAAAGACUGAAAUGAAUGUGAGUGUUUCGAUAACGAUAAGAAUAUUUCUCUUGGUAUUAUUAAUUUUAUUCAUAAUUAGCAUAUAGGUAGAACAUUUCUUUUUUUAAUUGCAAACGCACCUAUUGAUUAUUUAUUUUUCUAUGAUUUUAAUAAAAUUGAUCAGGUGAUUUAUAGCAUAUUUAUUCAGAAGAAAUUUCAUUCCUGCCUAACAGUGAUCAGAUUCUUUACAAACAUGAUAAAAAACAGUUUGCCCAAACCUCCUGCUGAAGUCCGUGGUAUGACCACACUAGAUCGUGAUAAAUUUCAGACUGUUGCCCAAAUACCCUGCUUUCUGAUUUCAGUGGACAAAAUUUCUGAUGUUCUAAAAAUUUUGAAACCUUGCCUCCUGAAAAUGCCAAAACUGAAACCUGUUUGUAAUGAGGAGUUCAACAAGAGAAAAAUUCUUCUUCAUCCGGAGAAAUAUGAAGCAACUUUAUGCAACAAAGUUGACGUUGGUUUGACCACUGAUGAUAUCGAGUGGACUGAUGUCCAGCUUAAAUAUGAGAACUGGACUUCUGAUGAUAUAUUCAGAGCUGUUUUGCCGGAGGACAGUGUGGGCAACAUCUCCAGUUUUAGCAUAGUGGGGCACAUUAUUCAUCUGAACUUAAAAGUUGAAUUGUUAAACUACAAGUUCCUUAUAGGACAAGUUCUACUCGAUAAAUAUCAGCCAAAUAUUAAAACUGUCGUUAAUAAAUCUGAUGUAAUAGAAAACACGUUUAGAAAUUUUAAAAUGGAACACUUGGCUGGCGAGCAUAACUAUCAAGUUAUGGUAAAAGAAAACAACUGUAAAUAUGCAUUUGAUUAUGAAAAAGUUUUUUGGAAUCCUAGAUUAAGUAGUGAACACGACCGUGUGGCAAACAGUAUUGAUUCCAAAGAUACAGUAUGCGAUGUUUUCGCUGGUGUUGGACCUUUUGCAAUCCCUCUGGCGAAAAAAGGUUGCAAAGUUUGUGCCAAUGACUUGAAUCCUGAUUCCUAUUAUUGGCUUUGCCAUAAUGCAAAGUUAAACAAAGUAGACAAACGCAUUCAAACGUAUAAUAUGGAUGGUAAGGAUUUUAUUAAAACAAUAGUAAGAGAUAGUAUCAUCAAUUAUUUUAACAGUGAAGAGGAAAAUGUUGGGAAAUUUCACAUUUUGAUGAACUUGCCUGCAAUUGCGUUGACAUUUUUGCCAUUCUUCGACAACCUACUCGCUAGAGAAUCGGUUAAGUUUUCUAAACGUAGAACGAUUGUUCAUUGCUACUACUUCAGGAAAAAAGAUGAGAAUGAUUUGAAUGUCUUAGAAGAAUAUCUGAAAGGUGAUGUUGUUGAGAAAUCUGAAAUUUCUGUUGUCAGAGUUGUGGCUCCUAAUAAAUAUAUGAUGAGAGUGACCUACGAGUUACCUGAAGGUGUUUUAUUUUUUAACAGUAACUCUUCCUGCGAGCCAGCAGUAAAAAGAAUCAAACUCUUAAGUGAAUAAGUUGAUUGCAAAAUUUAGGUAAACACACCUUCAAUAUAUAUGGUAUUGAAGUUAAGUUUAAUAUAUUGCUGCUGCAUUUGAAUAUUGAUUAUGAGAUAAUACAGUGUCACAAUUGUAAGGGAAAAAACAUAAAUAAAAGAUCAAGAAACAAG
This is a messenger RNA of Parasteatoda tepidariorum (common house spider), 1841 nucleotides long. Its product is annotated as tRNA (guanine(37)-N(1))-methyltransferase. Lineage: Eukaryota; Metazoa; Arthropoda; Arachnida; Araneae; Theridiidae. The record is from RefSeq and is a predicted model, not a curated record. Gene Ontology annotation, cellular component: cytoplasm; mitochondrial matrix. Gene Ontology annotation, molecular function: tRNA (guanine(37)-N1)-methyltransferase activity. Gene Ontology annotation, biological process: mitochondrial tRNA methylation; tRNA N1-guanine methylation.